AUGACCGACCCUUCUAGGCCCGUCACCGGCUACCCAGCCACGCCCUACGCCCAGCCUAACGGCGGCCACCCCUACUCCAGCUACCCCACCUACACCCAACGUCAAGGUCCCUACUCCAACGCCUAUGCCGCACGCGCCACCUUCAUCCGCCGCUUCGUCGGCGCCAUGAUCGCCCUCUUCGUCAUCGUCGGCUGCAUCAUGCUUGUGAUUUGGCUCGUCCUCCGCCCCAAGGUCCCCGACUUCCGACUCGACUCUCUCUCACUCACCAACUUCAACGUCUCCUCCUCCUCCCAGUCCCUGAGCGGCACGUGGUCCGUCGGCUUCUCCGUCUACAACCCCAACAAGAAGCUCAGCAUCCGAUACGAGGAGGUCGUUUCUUCCAUUUUCUACCGGAACGGCUUCAUAUCGGAGACUCGUGUUCAGCCGUUCGCUCAGGGGAGGAAGGAUCGCAAUUUCGUCAACGCCACUUUGUCGGCGGUGAAUUCGUUCGUGGACGCCUCGGUGGUUCGCGCGAUAGAGGUGGACAGGGGACGCGGGACCGUGAGCUUUAACGUGAAGGUUUUGGCGAGGGUCCAGUUUCGGAAUGGCGGGUGGAGGCUGAGGCGGCGGCUGCUGAGGGUUUUGUGCCGUGGUGUGGCGGUUUCGGUCUCUUCCAAUAGCGGGUCGGGUAAGCUGGCUGGUGGAUCAAGAGGUUGCCAGGUUGGUGUUUGA
Messenger RNA from Malus domestica (apple), 711 nucleotides. RefSeq lists its product as uncharacterized. The record is from RefSeq and is a predicted model, not a curated record. Gene Ontology annotation, cellular component: plasma membrane. NCBI's taxonomy places the organism in Eukaryota, Viridiplantae, Streptophyta, Magnoliopsida, Rosales, Rosaceae.